Molecule: messenger RNA, 1580 nt
Organism: Brienomyrus brachyistius
Lineage: Eukaryota; Metazoa; Chordata; Actinopteri; Osteoglossiformes; Mormyridae
Product: ras-related C3 botulinum toxin substrate 1-like
Exons: 6
Coding region: 227-805 (192 amino acids)
Biological process (GO): small GTPase-mediated signal transduction; establishment or maintenance of cell polarity; motor neuron axon guidance
Cellular component (GO): dendritic spine; plasma membrane; cytoskeleton
Molecular function (GO): GTP binding; protein kinase binding; GTPase activity
Source: RefSeq, a predicted model, not a curated record
UUAAGCUUGGAAUUACAGCCAUUGGGUGGUGGCUGCUCGCUUCAAGUUUUGGAGUUUCAGCCCUAAUGUGGGGUGCGUAGGCCGGGGGAGGUUUAAGCAUUAUUUGCCGGUAUAUUUUUUUCUGCAUUUGGUUACUUUUACUUGUGACUUGUGAAAGGCAGGUUUAAUAUCAGCUGGCUAGCUUGGCACUUGUCAAACUAGGUGAAUCUUCCAUAGGUUCGGGCUGAUGCAGGCCAUCAAGUGUGUGGUUGUGGGAGACGGGGCUGUGGGUAAAACAUGCUUGCUGAUCAGCUACACCACCAAUGCCUUCCCGGGAGAAUACAUACCCACAGUGUUCGACAAUUACUCUGCCAAUGUGAUGGUGGAUGGGAAGCCAGUAAAUCUGGGACUUUGGGACACUGCAGGGCAAGAAGACUAUGACAGAUUGCGUCCUCUGUCUUACCCUCAAACAGAUGUCUUUCUGGUCUGCUUCUCCCUUGUGAGUCCUGCCUCAUUUGAGAAUGUCCGUGCAAAGUGGUAUCCAGAGGUCAGAAACCAUUGCCCCAACACUCCCAUCAUCCUUGUAGGCACCAAACUUGACCUGCGGGAUGAAAAGGCUACCAUUGACAAGCUGAGAGAGAAGAAACUCACCCCUAUCACCUACCCUCAGGGUUUGGCCAUGGCUAAAGAGAUCGGAGCGGUGAAGUACCUGGAAUGCUCAGCCCUGACUCAACGUGGCCUUAAAACGGUGUUUGAUGAAGCUAUCAGGGCGGUACUCUGUCCGCCGCCAACCAAGAAGAAGAAAAGGAACUGUCUACUGCUCUAAAGGAACACGGGAGAUGUAUACCUUCUGUGGUCUGAGCUGACCUUGGGUGAUCUUUGGUGGGGGUAGGGGAGGCCUGUAUGUGUCUCUCGUAAUUAACGGUAAUUGUGAUCGUCUGAAUAAAAUAUUUCUUUUAUGGGUAUUUUAGCGUAAGUGGGAUGAUUGCCCAACCCUAAUACACUCUAUUCUCCAAGCUUUUUCAGAAAGCUGUAAGGCAUGACGUUUCUCAUAUUAUGUAAAGCCCACAUUGUUUACAGUUCUCAGAGGUGUUUAGUUAAGGUAUUGCCAAAGUAUAGCUGCGCCUAAAAGAUCGGGAACACUACUAACAUGUGGCCAUUUUUAACACUUCAUUAUCCACGGAGAAUCUUUUCCGUAUGCUGUGAAUUAAAUGCUUUGUGCAUUAAGCCUGGGGUCCACCAAUCUGACACCACUUCUUCUGUUUGGAUUUAUUUUUUGUUAAAUCAUUCAUCCAUCAAGUGUUCUACACUGAUUUUUACUUAUAUAUUCGGUUAUGCCUUUGAUUUUAAAUUAAACAUUUUUACAUUAUAUGGCAUAUACUUUAUUUAUGUGCUGGUGGAAGUACUUGAAGUGGUCUGUUCUUUUUCUGAAUAUUUCAGACUAUCAUCCUUUACAUUUAAACAACGGCUUUCUAAUCGCACAAUUAAAACACUCGAUUGUAAUGUUUUUGGUGAAGAGUAAUUAUGGCUGCUCAAAUGAUAAAAAUGUAAGCUGGUGAUUUUAAAAUCAAUUGGAAUUUGAAUAAAAUUUGUGAAUUAUG